Lachancea sp. 'fantastica' is the source of this 1374-nucleotide messenger RNA. Lineage: Eukaryota; Fungi; Ascomycota; Saccharomycetes; Saccharomycetales; Saccharomycetaceae. The record is from the annotation of a GenBank genome assembly.
AUGACAGUUGAAAUCCCGAAGGGCCGCGUACAAACGCUUUCCGCUAGCGAACAGCUGCAUCUCAAACAGGUAUGGGCUCAUCUUUUCCAGCACUGGGGCAUCCAGGUGAAGAGCGAAAAAGUGCUUAACGGGACCGGGACGACGUCCACAAGCUCUGGUGCAUCUGGUGAAGCCAGUGGGACCUCUUCCACUGCAGCCGAUGAAGAGAAACCUAGCGCAAGCGCUGGUAAAAAAGCUGCCGGCAAGCUGUUUGGCAGAUUUCGCAAAAGCUCGAGCAAUGCGGACAAAUCCAGCAGUUCUGGCACUUCCAAGACUUCCAAGGAUAGAGCCAGAAACGGAUCCUUCACAUCUCGUCGUUCCGCAGAAAGCGUCGAGCAGAUGUAUCCAUCUGGCAUGAUCCACACUGCCCUCAAGGACCUGAAAGCAGAAGAAGUAAGCGAAAACUUCUGGGACAUGUUGCGCACCGACUACCCAGACAACUUGAUUUUGCGAUUUCUACGAGCCCGUAAGUGGGAUACGGACAAAGCUCUCGGAAUGAUCGCUCACACCUUACACUGGAGGUUGAAGGACAGCCAUCCGGACUCAAUUAUUCGCGGUGGCGAGUUGGAGGCCUACAAAAAGAACGAAACCGGGUACAUCAAAAACAUAGAGUUGUGCAAGGCCACUUUGCACGGUUUCGACCUCAAGGGUCGUCCCUUGGUGGUUGUAAGGCCCAAACUGCAUCAUUCGAGUGAUCAAACCGAGGAAGAGAUGAAGAAGUACUGUUUGUUGAUUAUUGAGCAAGCCAGGAUGUUUCUGAAGGAGCCCGUGGAUUGUGCCACGAUUCUUUUUGAUUUGACGGGUUUUUCCAUGUCUAACAUGGACUAUGCUCCCGUACAAUAUCUCAUCAGCUGUUUUGAAGCACACUAUCCUGAAUGUUUAGGCCACCUCUUCAUCCACAAGGCACCUUGGAUUUUCCCACCCAUCUGGAACAUCAUCAAAAACUGGCUAGAUCCUGUUGUUGCUUCCAAGAUCGUUUUCACCAAAAGUACCGACGAUCUGGCCAAGUACGUGCCUAGUAAUUACAUCCCAAAGUAUUUGGGCGGUGAAGACGACUACGACUACGAUAAAUUCGUCAAACCAGGCGAAGACGCAGACGUCAAGCUCAAGGACACGGAAACGCGCGACAAACUUUUGAAAGAACGUAAAACGAUCAUCAAAUCGUUCAUCGAUGCCACCAAAAACUGGAUUGAAAGCGCCGAUGAUGAAUCCUCUGCCAAAUGGCUGAAAGCUAAGAUUUCCAUCAGUCAAGAGCUAACGGAAAAUUACAGAAACUUAGAUCCGUACAUCAGAUCAAGAUCGACUUACGAUGUUAAUGGAACGCUAAAAGUCUAA